Molecule: messenger RNA, 693 nt
Organism: Penaeus monodon (black tiger shrimp)
Lineage: Eukaryota; Metazoa; Arthropoda; Malacostraca; Decapoda; Penaeidae
Exons: 2
Coding region: 1-693 (230 amino acids)
Source: RefSeq, a predicted model, not a curated record
AUGCUAAAAGAGUUGAACAGAAAAAGUUUGAAGGUCGGCUUGAGCAUGAAUCUUAAGAAGACGAAAGUCAUGUUAAAUGAACAAGUCGAAAUCGACGACGAAGACCAACAGAUCCAAGUCGACAACAACACAAUCGAAGUUGUGGACCAUUACAUCUAUCUUGGCCAACACAUUUCAUUGCAGAAUGCGUCCAAAGAACAAGAGAUCAAAAGGAGAAUUACACUUGGAUGGCAGGCCUUUGGCAAAGCGAGCGCAAUCUUCAAAAAUAAAGAAUUUCCAUUGGUCCUAAAACGACAAGUCUAUGAUCAGUGCAUCACACCCACGGUCACCUACGGGUCAGAGACUUGGAAUCUCACGAAAAAACAACUCCUCAAGCUUAGAUCCAUGCAAAGAGCACACAAGAGAAUUAUGCUCGGCGUCACAUGGCGCGACCACAUACCAUCUGUGCAAAUCCGCGAGCAAACUAAAAUCAGAGAUAUCCUCAAAGUUAUCAAUAAAGCAAAAUGGACCUGGAUGUGGAGUGAAUUGAAAUGUGAUUCAAUCCCACGAGUGGCAGUGUUAACGGUGUGUCGGGUUUGUGCUAUAGUGUGGAGGAGGUUCCACCUAACGAGGUCAAGCAGCGAAGCUUUCUCUUGCUCUGAUCUCAACCUCCUACUUGAGAGACGUGCCGCAGGGCAGCGGAGAUGCUUUUAG